AUGCAAGAAACUGUCAGCCUGCUGCAGGGCGUGCCUCCCGAGCCCUAUCACGCGGUCACGCAGGCGGAGGCCCGUGUGCUGUACGAAUCGACGUGUUCCGUGCGGAAAACGAACACAAACGGUAGCUGCUGGCCUGGCGCAGACUCAGACGCGGAGGCAGACGACACGGAGUUCUUCCCGCUACACCCGGUCACUACGACCACGGCGCACGAACUUGUCUACUUGCUCAAGAACUCGGUGCCCGUUUUCUUCACCUUCUUCAUCCAGUACCUGAUCCAGAUCCUCAUCCCCACCUACUUUGCCAGCCAGCAGGGCGCCGUGCACAUGUCCUCGUGCACGCUGUCGAUAACCGCGUUCUAUCUGACAGGCCCCGUCCUCGUGAACGGGUUCGCGUCGUCGCUGGACACGCUCUGCUCAACCGCGUUUGGCGCAAAGCACUACUACAGGGUCGGACGCUACUACGUCCAAUGCACCUUGCUUCUUCUCGUCCUGAUGCUGCCCUCGAUGUGGUUCUGGUCGCACUCGUUUCCCUUCUUCGACCGCAUCACGCAUAUCAGCUACCCGGACGACUCGCAGCUCCCAGACCUCUGUGCGUCGUUCCUCUCGGUGUUCACGUUCGUUGCCCCAGCAGUGGUCAUCUUCGAAUGCACGAAGCGGUUCCUACAGUCCCAGUGCAGGUUCUCGGUGCCGACCCGUGUUGUUGUCUGUGGCAUUCCUGUGGCGAUCGCCAUCAACCUCUUGCUGAGAAGCUACCUCACCGACGAGAGAUACCAGCAUGUGGCACCCGCCAUAGCGUUCGUUCUCACCUACUGGCUCAUGGCUAUCUCUCUCUUGGCAUGUGCCUUGCUCCUCGACCAGUACCAUUGUUUGCCAUCUCUCGAUGAGCUGAAAACUUGGACCCUGCACUCGUUUCUCACAGACCUAGGCAUUUUUUUCAAGUUGGGCGUGCCAGGAAUACUCAUGAUCCUAUCUGAGGCGUUUGCAUUCCAGAUCCUAACCUUCUCGGCAAUAACCUUUCCAAAAUCACAGUUGGCUGCACAAAGUAUAGUGGCAACUUUGGCUUCUUUGGCAUUCCAGCCACCUUACGCAAUAGGAAUCUGCUGCUCCACUCAUAUCGCAAAUAUAAUUGGUGCUCGCUCUUCAAAUUACAAGCCUGCUAUGUCAGCGAUAUACAUCAUCAUGGCACUAAUGUCGGUUUUCAACUUUACUUGGUUCUACUUUCUAAGAGAGCAGAUUGCUUCGCUUUUUACGAGUGACAAAGAGAUUCUAAGUCUUGCAUCGAAAUUGGCUCAGAUCAUAGCAGUGAACCAGUUCCUUGAUUGCUUCAAUGUUAUAUGUGCGGCAGUGUUGAGAGGUCAGGGUAGACAGAAAAUAGGUUCUGUAAUGUCCCUUAUCGCUUAUUACAUUGUGGGACUACCUUUGGAAUUGUACUGGGGAUUCAAACUAAACUUCCAAAUCUUUGGAUUAUGGAUAGGUUUGGCACUAGCGGUUAAUUUCCUAUCUAUUGUGGAACUCAUUAUCGUCUACAAAUCUGAUUGGAUAACAAUCAUGAAGCAAAACCAUAAAUUGGCGUAG
Messenger RNA from Pichia membranifaciens NRRL Y-2026, 1575 nucleotides. RefSeq lists its product as hypothetical. Lineage: Eukaryota; Fungi; Ascomycota; Pichiomycetes; Pichiales; Pichiaceae. The record is from RefSeq and is a predicted model, not a curated record. Gene Ontology annotation, cellular component: membrane. Gene Ontology annotation, biological process: transmembrane transport. Bases 1 to 1575 code for a protein of 524 amino acids. Gene Ontology annotation, molecular function: antiporter activity; xenobiotic transmembrane transporter activity. The transcript has a single exon.